ACUUUGGUUGACAUUAGGAAUUAAAAUUCAAAUGUUUUUUUAUUUUCUAUUGUUGACUUUAUGUGCUGCAUCAAUCUACAACGCGUAAGCCAAUCAACAUAUCAAUAUCCUCCCAAAAGUACACCAUUCAAUCACCACCACCACUCAUUUCUCUGUCUUACUAGUACUGCUUUUUUUGUUUUAUCACUUAACUUGCAUAACACAAACCAAUUGCUCAGAAGCUCUCCCUUUGACACAUUUUUGUAAGAUUUUUCUAAUCUUUUGCUUGCAAUUGUUCUGUCACUUUCAUGUAAUUGAACUAGAGUCAUCUUUCUUGCACAUGCUUUUGCCUAGUUAUAUUAGAGGAGCCGGGUCCAAUUAGAACAACCUUAUCAAUAUUACGCGUAUUGAAUCUACUUACUCAUGCAAAGAAAAUGCAAUAUAUGUGUGAAUAGAAACUUCAUGCUUGAUUCUCUUUUAUUUACACUUUCCUAUCUAUUUUUCAUUCAUCACUAUAUAAUAUCAUGCCCUUUUAGCCUACAACCCAAAAGCUACCAAAGCAAGUGAAUAAACAAAAAGAAAUUAAAAUCAUCAAUCAUGUCUUCUUCUUGUCUUGUUUUGUUUCUUCAUUUUCUCAUCCUUUUUAGAUUUAGUUCCUCAUCUCAUGCUUCUUCUGUCUAUGACUCAUUCGUCAGUUGCCUCGCCUCCAAAUCAAUUGCACAAUCAGAAAUCUCAAAAAUCGUCUAUUCCCCAAAAAACUCCUCUUUUAACUCCAUUUUACAAGCCUAUAUCAGAAACCGUCGAUUUUUCAACUCCUCCACAACUUCCAAACCGGUCAUCAUCGUCACCCCUACGAAAGAAUCCCAUGUUGCCAAUGCUGUCCUUUGUACCAAAGAGACUAAUUUACAGCUUAAAAUUCGCAGUGGCGGCCAUGAUUAUGAAGGCAUUUCGUAUAUCUCAGAUGGCCCUUUUGUUAUGCUUGAUAUGUUCAAUCUCCGCUCAAUUUCUAUAAAUGUCAAAGAUGAGACCGCUUGGGUACAAGCAGGUGCUACUUUAGGGGAACUUUACUACAACAUUUGGAUGAAAAGUGAAGCUCUUGGUUUUCCGGCGGGUGUUUGCCCUACUGUUGGUGUUGGUGGACAUGUCAGUGGAGGUGGAUAUGGGAACAUGCUUCGUAAGUUUGGACUCACUAUAGAUAAUGUAUUGGAUGCUCGACUGGUGGAAGUUAAUGGUAGAAUUCUUGACAGGAAAACUAUGGGUGAAGAUGUAUUUUGGGCAAUUAAAGGGGGUGGUGGUGCUAGUUUUGGUGUUAUUUUAGCCUUCAAAAUUCAACUUGUUCGGGUCCCAGAAACCGUGACUUACUUCAGAGUUGAAAGGGUUUUAGACCAGAAUGCUACCGACUCUGUUGUCCAAUGGCAGAAUGUUGCUAACAAAAUUGACAAUGAUCUCUUCAUGAGACUACUUAUACAACCCAUUACAGUAAAAAGCAAAAACAAGGCCAAGGGAGCAAAGAACACAAAGACAAUACGAGCAACAUUUAUAGCAUUGUUCCUCGGUGAUUCUAGUAGAUUAAUGUCUCUCGUAAAUAAAGAAUUCCCUGCUUUGGGAUUAACAAAGCAAGAUUGUUUACAAAUGAGUUGGAUUGAUUCAGUCCUGCGGUGGGCAAAUUUCGACAACACGACAAACCCAAAUGCCUUGUUGGACAGAAAAGGGGAUCCAUUAAAUUUCUUGAAAAGAAAAUCGGAUUACGUACAAGAGCCAAUUCCUAAAGAUGGAUUGGAAUCAAUUUUCCAGAAGAUGAUUUCUAUGGGAAAAGCAGGAUUAGUUUUCAAUCCUUAUGGAGGAAGAAUGGCUGAAAUUCCCGAAGACGAAACUCCAUUUCCUCAUAGGGCAGGGAUUCUUUUCAAGAUUCAGUACUCAGUAAAUUGGAAUGAACUAGGAGUUGCGGCAGAAAAAGACUACCUUUCACAGAUAAGAGAUUUGUAUAGCUUUAUGACCCCAUAUGUUUCAAAGAACCCCAGACAAGCCUAUUUAAAUUACAGAGAUCUUGAUAUUGGUACAAAUAAUCAAGGUCCACAAAGCUUAGAAAAAGGAAGGAUAUAUGGGAUCAAGUAUUUCAAGAACAAUUUCAAUAGGUUGGUGAAAGUGAAAUCAAUGGUGGAUCCACAAAAUUUCUUCAGAAAUGAGCAAAGUAUUCCUACUCAAACUCACUCUAUUCAUGCGCAAGGGGCAAUGAAACGUAGGAAGAUGUUCUAAUCCAGUGGUGCCUCGCAGAGGGACUAGGGUGGCUCAUGCUAUCAACUAGGUUGGACUUUGUUUUUUUAAGGGGUUGUUUUAACUUAUUUUAAUAUUUGGAAAUUUUAUGAUUGAGAAAAUUAAAUCAGAAA
Capsicum annuum is the source of this 2366-nucleotide messenger RNA. Its product is annotated as berberine bridge enzyme-like 21. Gene Ontology annotation, molecular function: FAD binding; oxidoreductase activity. The record is from RefSeq and is a predicted model, not a curated record. The coding region runs from base 577 to 2235 and encodes 552 amino acids. NCBI's taxonomy places the organism in Eukaryota, Viridiplantae, Streptophyta, Magnoliopsida, Solanales, Solanaceae. The transcript is spliced from 2 exons.